AAUAUCAACAACCGUGCAUUAAACGAAUGCGACCGAAGUCGAUCACGGGUAGUACUCGGUGUGCGGUCAAGUCUUGUGCCAAUUUCGGUAAAUAUGUACAACUUUCUACCCUCCGUCCUGUGAUCGUGUACACAAGUGAGCCCAAGGGUGAAAAACUAGUGAAAACCCAAGUAAAAGUGGUGCCGAAAAAAGGAUAUAUCACGAUGUUUUGGAACUAUUGACAGUUAUAACCAGAGAAGCAACAGAUCGAGUUAAUGAAUAACCGCUACAAUGGUCAUCGUUACAAGGGGCGAUUACAUAUGGAUCGAGCCAAUAUCAGGCGACGAAUUCGAUGUUGCCAUCGGGGCAAAGGUAAUAUCGACAGAAGGACGCAGGAUACUAGUCAGAGAUGAUGAUGGCGUGGAGCAAUGGCUAUCCCCCGACAGGAGGAUAAAAGCCAUGCACUCCACAUCCAUUCAUGGUGUGGAGGACAUGAUUGGGUUAGGUGACCUCAGAGGAGAGGCUGGAAUACUCAGGAAUCUUUUGAUUAGAUACGGUGAAAAUUUAAUAUACACCUACACCGGAUCCAUCCUGAUAGCUGUGAACCCUUACCAAAUACUGCCCAUCUACACGGCGGACCAGAUAAAGCUAUACAGGGAGCGCAAGAUAGGCGAACUACCUCCACACAUCUUCGCCAUCGGCGACAACUGCUACAGCAACAUGCGUCGCUACCGUCAGGACCAGUGCAUCGUCAUCUCCGGAGAGUCAGGAGCUGGCAAGACGGAGAGCACCAAGCUGAUCCUCCAGUACCUGGCGGCCAUCAGCGGCAAACACAGCUGGAUCGAGCAGCAGAUCCUCGAGGCCAACCCCAUACUGGAGGCCUUCGGCAAUGCCAAGACGGUCCGUAAUGACAACAGCUCCAGGUUCGGCAAAUACAUCGACAUACAUUUCAACACGGGAGGAGUUAUAGAGGGAGCUAAGAUCGAGCAGUAUCUGCUGGAGAAGAGCAGGAUCGUUUCGCAGAACCCGGAGGAGAGGAACUACCACGUGUUCUACUGUGUCCUGGCCGGUUUGGGAAGGGAGGAGAAGAUGAAGCUGGAACUGGGAGAUGCGCAGCAGUACAGGUAUCUGACUGGGGGAGGAUCCAUAACCUGUGAAGGCAGAGACGACGCGGCAGAAUUCGCGGACAUCAGGAGUGCCAUGAAAGUACUUUUGUUCUCCGACCAAGAAAUAUGGGAGAUUCUCAAACUCCUAGCCGCCAUCCUCCACAUAGGCAACAUCAAAUACAGAGCAACAGUAGUCGAUAACCUAGAUGCUACCGAGAUUCCAGACCCUACCAACGUCCACAGGGUGGCCAAUCUUCUAGAAGUUCCUCCGCAACCCCUCAUAGACGCCCUAACUCAAAGAACCCUCUUCGCUUACGGAGAAACCGUAGUCUCCACCUUAUCCAGGGAGCAGAGCGUGGACGUUAGGGACGCCUUCGUCAAAGGCAUCUACGGCAGACUUUUCAUCCUCAUCGUCAAGAAGAUCAACAGCGCGAUCUACAAGUCCAAGGAGCGCCAACGCACCUCCAUCGGCGUCUUGGACAUAUUUGGCUUCGAGAACUUUGCCCACAACAGCUUCGAGCAGUUCUGCAUCAACUACGCCAACGAAAACCUCCAACAGUUCUUCGUCCAACACAUCUUCAAGCUGGAACAGGAGGAGUAUAAUCUAGAGGCCAUAAACUGGCAACACAUCGAGUUCGUAGACAACCAAGACGCCCUAGAUCUGAUAGCGAUAAAGCAGUUGAACAUCAUGGCGUUGAUAGACGAGGAGAGCAAGUUUCCUAGGGGUACGGACCAGACGAUGCUGGCUAAGCUGCAUAAGACGCAUAGUAACCACAGGAACUACCUGAAGCCGAAGUCAGACAUUAACACAUCGUUCGGUCUCAACCACUUCGCCGGUGUGGUGUUUUACGACACCAGAGGGUUCCUGGAGAAGAACAGGGACACCUUCAGCGCCGAUCUUUUGCAGCUAAUCACCAUUUCAAGGAACAAGUUCUUGCAGCAGAUCUUCGCGGACGAUAUAGGUAUGGGGUCGGAGACCAGGAAACGUACCCCGACACUGUCCACGCAGUUCAAGAAGAGCCUGGAUUCGUUGAUGAGAACCCUAUCCAACUGUCAGCCGUUCUUUAUCCGAUGCAUCAAACCAAACGAAAACAAGAAACCGAUGCAGUUCGACAGGAAUCUGUGUUGUCGACAGCUCAGGUACUCCGGUAUGAUGGAGACCAUAAGGAUCAGGAGGGCCGGUUAUCCUAUAAGACACGCCUUCCGCGACUUCGUGGAACGUUAUAGGUUCUUGAUUCCAGGGGUGCCACCUGCCCACCGUACUGAUUGCAGGGCGGCAACUUCAAAGAUAUGCGCCGUUGUUUUGGGCAAGUCCGACUACCAACUGGGACAUACCAAAGUGUUUCUCAAGGAUGCUCAUGAUUUGUUCUUGGAGCAGGAGAGGGAUAGGGUGUUGACGAGGAAGAUAUUGAUCUUGCAGAGGUCUAUAAGAGGCUGGGUGUACCGUAGGAGAUUUUUAAGGUUAAAGGCUGCAACGAUUAUCAUCCAAACUUACUGGAAAGGUUACAUCCAGAGGCAGAGGUACAGAAAGAUGCGUGUAGGUUACAUGAGAUUCCAAGCUUUGAUUCGAGCAAGGGUCUUAUCCCACAGAUUCAGACAUCUCCGAGGACACAUCCUAGGCCUACAGGCCCAUUGCAGGGGCUACCUGGUGAGAAGAGAAUACGGUCACAAGAUGUGGGCCAUCAUAAAGAUCCAAUCCCAUGUCAGGCGAAUGAUUGCGCAGAGGAGGUUCAGGAAGAUAAAAUACGAGGAAAGACACCACGUGGAAGCGUUGAGGUUAAAGAAACAGGAGGAGAAGGAGCUCAAGAGCGCCGGUAACAAAAGAGCCAAAGAAAUAGCCGAACAGAACUACAGAGAGAGAAUGUACGAGUUGGAGAGGAAAGAAAUGGAAUUGGAGAUGGAAGACAGGAGAAGGGUAGAGAUUAAGAAGAAUCUCAUAAACGACGCUGCAAGGAAGGCCGAUGAGCCCGUAGACGACUCAAAAUUGGUGGAGGCCAUGUUUGAUUUCUUGCCGGAUAGCAGCAGUGAAACAGCGACACCUGGUUCUACUUCUUUUAGCUCAAUGAAAAAAGUUGUUUCUACCGGUGGUCUGUUUCGGAAGAGAAACGAAGGAAAAUCCUACAGUGAUGAUAGUUCACAAAAACAAAGUCGUGAGACUUCGGUGUUCAACGAUUUGCCGUCUCAACCAUCAGAAAACGAGAUCAUAAGUCCUAUGCAUACUGGUUCCGACGAUGAAGAAGAUUUGUCCGAGUUUAAGUUCCAAAAAUUCGCAGCCACUUAUUUCCAAGGAAACGUAGGACAUCAAUACUCCAGAAAACCUCUGAAACAUCCUUUGUUACCUCUACAUACACAGGGCGAUCAAUUGGCCGCCCAGGCGCUCUGGAUAACGAUCCUGCGUUUCACUGGAGACCUACCUGAACCCCGCUACCACACAAUGGAACGCGACAACACCUCCGUGAUGUCCAAGGUCACCGCCACACUGGGCCGAAACUUCAUACGUAGUAAAGAAUUCCAAGAGGCCCAAUUGAUGGGCAUGGAACCUGAGUCGUUUCUCAAACAGAAACCUAGGUCCAUACGCAACAAACUGGUCUCGCUAACCCUCAAACGUAAAAACAAGCUGGGUGAGGACGUAAGGAGGAAACUACAAGACGAGGAAUACACCGCCGACAGUUACCAGAGUUGGCUAGAGUCCAGACCGACCUCAAACUUGGAAAAACUACAUUUCGUGAUCGGUCACGGUAUCUUAAGAGCCGAAUUGAGGGAUGAGAUAUACUGUCAGAUAUGCAAGCAACUGACGAACAACCCUUCCAAGUCUUCGCACGCAAGAGGUUGGAUAUUGCUCUCCUUGUGCGUGGGUUGCUUCGCUCCUUCAGAGAAAUUCGUAAACUACCUCAGAGCCUUCAUAAGAGAAGGCCCGCCGGGAUACGCCCCCUACUGUGAAGACCGACUCAAGAGGACCUUUAACAACGGUACUAGAAACCAACCUCCCAGCUGGCUGGAACUCCAAGCCACCAAAUCCAAGAAACCGAUAAUGUUGCCCAUAACCUUCAUGGACGGCAACACCAAAACCCUACUCGCCGAUUCCGCCACCACUGCUAGAGAGCUCUGCAACCAACUAUCCGAUAAAAUAGGCCUGAAAGACCAGUUCGGGUUCUCCUUAUACAUAGCUCUUUUCGAUAAAGUCUCAUCUUUAGGAAGUGGCGGUGACCACGUGAUGGACGCCAUCUCUCAAUGUGAGCAAUAUGCCAAAGAACAAGGGGCUCAGGAACGCAACGCCCCUUGGAGGUUGUUCUUCCGUAAGGAGAUAUUUGCGCCUUGGCACGAGCCGGGAGAAGACCAAGUAGCUACCAAUUUGAUAUACCAACAAGUGGUACGUGGAGUUAAAUUUGGGGAGUAUAGAUGUGAUAAGGAAGAAGACCUAGCGAUGAUAGCUGCUCAACAAUAUUAUGUCGAGUACGGUCCUGAUAUGAACCAGGAGAGACUGUUAACGCUGCUUCCAAGCUACAUCCCGGAUUACUGCUUGACGGGAGUCGAGAAGGCUAUAGAUCGAUGGGCAACCCUGGUCGCCCAAGCUUACCGCAAGAGUUACUACGUGAAAGAAAAGGCUGAAUCUCUUAGAGUAAAAGAAGACGUAGUAAGUUACGCCAAAUUCAAAUGGCCUUUACUCUUCUCGAGGUUCUACGAAGCCUACAGGAACUCCGGUCCUAAUCUCCCCAAAAACGACGUGAUCAUAGCGGUGAACUGGACGGGUGUCUACGUGGUCGACGACCAGGAACAGGUACUCCUGGAGUUAUCCUUCCCGGAGAUCACUUCCGUGGCUAGUCACAAGACCAACAAGGUCUUCACCCAAACCUUCAGUCUGAGCACGGUUAGAGGCGACGAGUUCACCUUCCAGAGUCCGAACGCCGAGGACAUCCGGGACCUGGUGGUCUACUUCCUGGAGGGUCUGAAGAAGAGGUCGAAGUUUGUGAUCGCGCUGCAAGACUACAGGGCGCCCGGGGAGGGGUCGAGCUUCCUGACGUUCCUAAAGGGUGAUCUGAUUGUAUUGGAGGAAGACAGCACGGGAGAGACGGUGUUGAACUCUGGCUGGUGUGUGGGGAGGUGUGAGAGGACUCAAGAGAAGGGGGAUUUCCCGGCAGAGACGGUUUAUGUGUUGCCGUGCAUGUCCAAGCCGCCAAAGGAGAUCUUGAUGCUGUUUUCUGCGGAAGGUGCAGAACACGGGAGGUACCUCAGCAGGCAAUACUCAAUGAAUGGUCUGGACAACAGGGAGAACAGACCCCAUACCUUAGCCGAAUACUCAAUAGACCACUUCAGGCCUCCGAUGAAGCGGACUAUGUCCAAAGCCUUAACUCUCACGUCAGGUCGAAGAGGAGGAACUGCAGAUGACCUGUGGAGGCAUAGCAGGGAGCCCAUCAAGCAACCUCUACUGAAGAAGUUGCUCAGUAAAGAGGAGUUGGCGGAAGAGGCUUGUUUUGCCUUCACCGCCAUCUUGAAGUACAUGGGAGACCUGCCUUCCAAAAGGCCAAGAUUAGGCAACGAGUACACCGACCACAUCUUCGACGGUCCUCUUAAGCAUGAGAUACUUAGGGAUGAAAUAUACUGCCAGAUCAUGAAGCAGCUCACGGAAAACAGAAAUAGGUUAUCAGAAGAGCGUGGUUGGGAACUAAUGUGGCUUGCAGCCGGCCUGUUCACCUGUUCCCAAAACCUCCUGAAGGAACUGACGGCCUUUCUGCGCAGCAGGCGUCAUCCCAUAGCCCAAGACGCCCUUCAAAGGCUGCAGAAGACGUUGCGCAACGGUCAGAGGAAGUAUCCCCCUCACCAAGUCGAGGUGGAGGCCAUUCAACACAAGACCACGCAGAUAUUCCACAAGGUCUACUUCCCGGACGACACGGACGAAGCCUUCGAGGUGGACUCCAGCACAAGAGCGAAGGAUUUCUGCCAAAACAUCAGCCAGAGGCUGAGCCUGAGAUCCAGCGAGGGCUUCAGCCUGUUCGUCAAGAUCGCGGACAAAGUCAUCUCUGUACCCGAGGGAGAUUUCUUCUUUGACUUCGUCCGCCAUCUGACCGACUGGAUCAGAAAGGCAAGGCCUACUAGGGACGGCAUAACGCCGCAGUUCUCGUAUCAGGUAUUCUUCAUGAAGAAACUUUGGACUAACACGGUUCCGGGGAAGGAUAGGAACGCGGAUCUCAUCUUCCACUUCCACCAAGAAUUGCCCAAGUUGGUCAGGGGCUACCACAAGUGUUCCAAGGAAGAGGCCGUCAAGUUGGCGGCUCUGGUUUACAGGGUUAGGUUCGGAGAGAGCAAACAAGAACUGCAAGCUAUACCUCAAAUGCUCAGAGAGCUCAUACCCAACGAUCUGGUGAAAGUUCAAAGCAGCAACGACUGGAAGAGGUCCAUAGUUCAGGCUUACAACCAGGACGCUGGUAUGAGUCCUGAGGAUGCCAAAAUCACCUUCCUCAAAAUCGUGUACAGGUGGCCUACCUUCGGUUCGGCCUUUUUUGAGGUUAAGCAGACCACCGACCCCAACUAUCCGGAGAUGCUGUUGAUCGCCAUCAACAAACACGGGGUCAGCCUGAUCCAUCCACACACAAAGGAAAUUCUGGUCACUCACCCUUUCACAAGGAUAUCGAAUUGGUCUUCAGGAAACACCUAUUUCCACAUGACGAUAGGCAAUCUAGUGAGAGGGUCGAAGCUGCUCUGCGAAACUUCGUUAGGUUAUAAGAUGGACGACUUGUUAACCUCGUAUAUCUCUCUGAUGCUGACCAAUAUGAACAAACAGCGUAGCAUCCGAGUCAAAUAAUAAGUACCUAUAUUUUUUAGUCGAUAUUUUUCCACUCAACACUGCAAUACUACAAGUGAAAUUAGGUUCUUCGAGAAGUAAAGGGCUUUCUCCGUCCAUUGUUAUAGUCAAUUAUUACAGUUAGUUUUAUAUUGGUUAGGAAUUAAAUACUCACGAAUUUCUAUCUGUAUAUGAAGAUUGAUAAAAACAUAUUUAUUUGAAGAUGUAUAUUUGAAAUAAAUUUAUGAUUAAAA
Messenger RNA from Harmonia axyridis, 7118 nucleotides. RefSeq names its product myosin-VIIa. The transcript has 14 exons. Gene Ontology annotation, cellular component: cytoskeleton; myosin complex. Lineage: Eukaryota; Metazoa; Arthropoda; Insecta; Coleoptera; Coccinellidae. The record is from RefSeq and is a predicted model, not a curated record. The coding region runs from base 271 to 6885 and encodes 2204 amino acids. Gene Ontology annotation, molecular function: ATP binding; protein binding; cytoskeletal motor activity.